UGGGGGGGUUAAAGUGAAGGAUACAGUGCUUUCCGCGCGAAGUUGCCGAGGCUAGUCCCGAGGCUAGCCGACCCAACACCAUCCGCAAGGCUGAGAUAUGAUGCGUGAACACCAUCACGACAUCGACACCGGUAUCAUUGAUUUAGUCUCACCUGCACGUUUAAGAUCGCCCUUACGAAGAUUAGAGACUAUACCGAUAUUAUACCCACCAGUUCUAGUUUAUUACCGAAGAAAUGGAUGCCCCUUCCCUAUCACCCGAAGCUAUUGCAUUUGCUGCUCGGAUUUACGAUGCCGCACGUGCUGGGCAGAUAGACCUCUUCGAACAAGCCCUACCGGCUGGGUUACCUGCAAAUAUGACAAAUGAAAAAGGAGACAGUUUAGUCAUGCUAGCGGCCUAUCAUGGGCACUCCCAACUCGUCAGGCUUCUUAUUGCCCACGGAGCGAACCCAAAUUCUCUAAAUGACCGUGGCCAGUCGCCUCUUGCCGGUGCGGUCUUCAAGGGUGAAAGCGAGGUCGUUAAGGCGUUAUUAGAAGGAGGCGCAGACCCAGACCAUGGUGACCCAAGUGCAAUGACAGCGAUAGUGCUAUUCAAGAAGGAAGAUCAGUGGACGAAGCUUUUCGAAGAGGCACCUGGCAAAGGGAAGGCAGUUGCAACUUCGAGUCCACCGAGUUAGUGGUCACUUAUGAAUCAUGAAAAGUAGCAGAUUAUGUUUCUAUGUUGCUAUCUAUGUUCCAAGAAUAUAGCCUUGCAUCAUUGCAUUCGUAUACCGUCUAUGUUUCUAACCCC
This is a messenger RNA of Pseudogymnoascus verrucosus, 787 nucleotides long. RefSeq lists its product as uncharacterized. NCBI's taxonomy places the organism in Eukaryota, Fungi, Ascomycota, Leotiomycetes, Thelebolales, Thelebolaceae. The record is from RefSeq and is a predicted model, not a curated record. The transcript has 4 exons. Bases 234 to 674 code for a protein of 146 amino acids. Gene Ontology annotation, molecular function: protein binding.